AGCCAGAAACGCGUAUCUUUUAUGCGGAUAAGCAUAUGCUUAAACAAAUUCAGCUACAAGGGACUUGAGCGUAUUGUCAUUAAAAUGAUAAAUAUUAAGAUAGGAUUGUUACGCAUCAAACAAGUUUUUCAUUCACAGUCCUAUACUGGAAAAUAAUCUUAAUAAAAAAUGCUUAAAAAUUUCAGAGUACAAGAGGCAAAGUGGAUUUUUAACCAUUUUUCAUUAAGAACAUUAAACAAUUGUUACAAAUAAUUAAUAAACUUUUUUCAGGUUGAAAUAAAGAAGCCACGGUUGGAAGUCACUCGUAAACGAAAUCCAAAGGAAAAAAGAAACAAUAAAGUGAUAAAGCCUUCCACUAAAGUAAAACCAGUGAUUCCCAAUUCCCAAUUACAAAAGGUUAAAAAGAUGACCAUGAAAACUUAUAAAAAUUGUCUUAAAAAACAACAUGAAACCGCAAUAAAGGCACUUGAAAACAAAAAAGCAACAAAAUCCACCGCUCAUCUGGGGAUUCAAAGGUCCCCGACCAAACAUAUUACCAUCACUGUCGAUAUUAAUUAUGUUGUUGGGAUGCUGCAGGCAAUGAAUAAAUUGGUCACAAGCUUUAAAUUAGUUAAAGACGUACCACAGCAGAGCAAAGAAGACCAAAACGAAACAUUGAAAGCAAAAUCCGUAGACACAAUUGGUGAAGAAAGCUGUCGCAGUGACGAUUCAAAUCGAUCUGGCGAUAAUGUUCUCAUAUCAAAUAAGUAUGUGAAUAUUGAAAACAAUAAACAGGAAGCCAUUGCUAAUGAGCAACCAGAACUUACAACUAAGAACAGCGAUACACAGGCAAAAAAUACUACUAACGAAGCUUCGUCAACAGAAAAUGAAAAAGAUAUGCAAGGAACCGUCAAAAAUUAUGAUACAAAGCAAGAUGAGACAACAAAUGUUACCAAGCAAGAGAAAAUACUGAGUGAAACUCAGAAGCAAGAUACAGUCAAAAAUACACCACUACAAAAAAAAGAUAACAAGAUGCAAUCAAACAAAGGAUCAAAUGAUCUGAAUGAUGAAAAUGAAUGGGUACCAAUUGGAAGCGGUAAAACUUUCAUACACAAGGAAAAAUUUAGAAAAGUGAAAUGGACAUCUUACACUAUCGCCACUAGAUCUUUAUUGCUGGCUCUUUUUCCAAGAAGAACAUUAGCCACACAUUCUUUGACAGGAAAGAAAUCACCGGCCUUUCAGAACAAACCGGCUAAGAUGUGCUUGGAUCCUAAAAAAAUAUCAGAUAUAAUUAUUGAAGUCAUGGACAGAUUUGACGUCAAAGAAAAUCUAGUCAGGAGUAUAAUAACAACUAAAUGUGCUGACGAAAGUAAAAUGUUUAGAACCAGAAUGGAGAAGAUGAAAAAAGCAGUACCAAAGCAACAAAAUAUAAAGAAGCAAAACGAGUGUGACAAAGAAAAUAAUUAAACUGUAUAUAAUAAUAUUAUGUAAUUGAUUAAUUAUAUUGCUAUUAAUAUACUAUUAAAAUGAUUUGUGAUUUAAUAUAAGAAUAAUUUGUAAUAAACAUUAAAUUUAAAAAAAAAUCUUGUUUUAAAUAUCAUCGCUGAUAGUGAAUGGUCACAAAUAUGAUGGGUAUAUGUUAGUUUCUCAGAUU
Diatraea saccharalis (sugarcane borer) is the source of this 1633-nucleotide messenger RNA. NCBI's taxonomy places the organism in Eukaryota, Metazoa, Arthropoda, Insecta, Lepidoptera, Crambidae. The record is from the annotation of a GenBank genome assembly.